This is a messenger RNA of Puntigrus tetrazona (Sumatra barb), 2662 nucleotides long. It is a transcript of the gene zdhhc3a, whose product is annotated as zinc finger DHHC-type palmitoyltransferase 3a. Gene Ontology annotation, molecular function: protein-cysteine S-palmitoyltransferase activity. The record is from RefSeq and is a predicted model, not a curated record. The transcript is spliced from 7 exons. Gene Ontology annotation, biological process: peptidyl-L-cysteine S-palmitoylation; protein targeting to membrane. Gene Ontology annotation, cellular component: Golgi apparatus; endoplasmic reticulum. NCBI's taxonomy places the organism in Eukaryota, Metazoa, Chordata, Actinopteri, Cypriniformes, Cyprinidae. The coding region runs from base 259 to 1152 and encodes 297 amino acids.
UGCGCCUCUAGUGAAAGGGAGGUGUGGCUAUCAGUUUCUCCAGAGAAGGGAGGAGCUGGCUCCGCACAAAAAUGCAGCAUUUCGCCAGCCCCCGUGCAAUAAUCGGGUAAACCACAGUUUUUGUUAAAACACUAAUCUCAGAUAUGUUUUCCUGGUAGCGUGAUCCAUGCAUUACUGGAUCUUCUCGGCCUUGAGUGGGCGAGCAAAAGCGAGGAGCACCACCAGUGUCGCCAAAUAUGAUGGCAUCUCUGUGGUAGGAUGAGAAGUCCAGUGCCGCGUUUCAGGGACGUCGAGAGGCAGGCCAGUGGCCUGCAGCCCGCACAGUGUCUUCCUCCCUGUCAUGAGCAACAGACCAACAUGUGGUUCAUUAAAGACGCCUGUGGCAUCGUUUGUGCGAUCAUCACCUGGCUUCUCGUCUUCUUUGCUGAGUUCGUCGUGUUGUUCGUCAUGCUGAUUCCAUCGAAGAACCUCACCUACAGCCUGGUGAAUGGCACCAUCUUCAACAGCCUGGCCUUCCUCGCCUUGGCGUCUCAUUUCAGAGCCAUGUGCACUGACCCGGGAGCCGUGCCAAAGGGCAAUGCCACAAAGGAGUACAUCGAGAGCUUGCAGCUGAAGCCAGGCCAGGUGGUUUACAAAUGUCCCAAGUGCUGCAGUAUUAAACCAGAUAGAGCUCACCACUGCAGUGUUUGUAAGCGCUGUAUACGGAAGAUGGAUCAUCAUUGCCCUUGGGUAAACAAUUGUGUCGGGGAAAAUAACCAGAAGUACUUUGUGCUUUUCACAAUGUACAUAUCCCUGAUCUCUCUGCAUUCCUUGGUCAUGGUGGUCUUUCAUUUUCUCUACUGCUUUGAAGAUGACUGGACAAAGUGCAGUACCUUCUCCCCUCCAGCCACUGUCAUCCUCCUCAUCCUCCUGUGCUUUGAGGGCCUCCUCUUCCUCAUCUUCACCUCUGUGAUGUUUGGCACCCAAAUCCAUUCCAUCUGCACAGAUGAGACGGGCAUAGAGCAGUUGAAAAAGGAAGAGAGAAGAUGGGCUAAAAAAACAAAAUGGAUGAACAUGAAGGCGGUAUUCGGACACCCCUUCUCGAUAGCAUGGUUUAGCCCGUUUUCCACACCCGACCACGGGAAAGCUGACCCCUACCAGUAUGUGGUCUGAGCUCAGGAAGCCUUAAGCUAGAGACUCGAGUGCACUUGGACUUCCCUUAUAAACGGCAUCUUUUAAUUUGUUUGUAAUUCCGAAAGAAACCGAGCAUUUACCAGUGAGACUAAAUCACCUUCAUCUUCUUCUCUUUUUUUUUUUUUUUUUUUUUUUUCAGGGAACAAAUCAUUGCAUAUCCAAUUAUCCUUGCCUCUACUUAUUUUUAAUUCAGAACAGAAAGCGGAUGCUUCAUCAUGUCACAGUCUUAAGCAUCUCUGCCUAGCUACACCGAAAUGAAGACGAAUGUUGCGCAGAUAAUAGAAGCCAAUUUAUGCUAAUAUAAUCGCUAUUGUAAUCUUGCCAGACUGUCCACAAUGAUAACCUAUUUUCUGAAGGUACUUUUAAACAACCUGUUAUUUAUUUAUUUUUUUUUUUAGAAGUAGCUACAAUAUAAGAGCACUGACAACCAUUCAAUAAAAUGGUUUAUUAUGCUGACAAAAAAAACAAAAAAACAUUUAAGGGCAGUUAUUACCAAGGACGGUAUCUAUGAUGAUAACUAUAAAUCAUUCUGUGAGAAUAUAGAAGUCCACUGUACGUCUAUUUUAUAACAGCGACGCCGAGGAACAAUAUCGUUGGAGUCACGACAUGAAGCUCAUGAAUUAUUAAAAACAGUGACAGCCAAUCAGAAUGCUCGAGCAUUUCUAAAAGCACUUCUAAAAACAGAGCUGCUGUUAAGGACAUAUAGUUAUAGUUAUCCUUAUAUUUAUCCUUAUUGGUAAACAGGCCUUAACAUUAUUGACACUGGCUGUAUACAAAAUAUAAAAAGUAUAUAAACGACAUGGGAAGUUUCACAGGGGUAUAAAAGUUCUGAUAAAGCUUGAAUUCAAGCAAUUCUAUACUUUAUAAUGCAGUCAUGAUAUUUGAUUAUAAAUUGGUGUAUUAUUUUUGAAAAUCCUAAUAAACAAGAGACAGUAUUGAUCAAAUUAUUAUUAUUUUUUACAUUCACAAGUAUUGUAGAACUGAAUUCCAUUAUCAGUGCAUUGUCGGCUCAUUUCUACAUCCUAAUUCUUAACAUUGAAAAUAUUUCAACUUAUAACAAUAGUUAUUUCAUUAAUGCAAUGAAUGUGUUUUGAGAUAUCAUGAGUACAUUUGCUGUUACACACAAGAUUUUGAGUGCUAACAGUACUGAUGUUACUCAUCUGCCCUAUCAGAUUUACUUCCUAUACUCUAUACACACUGUACUUUUUUUUUUUUUUGGAGCUGGUUUACUUGGUAUGUUUCUAUAAACGUGGUUUGCAGAAAUGUUUAAGAAAGGAACAGGCUUAAAAAUUGUAUGUUUUUGAAAACCUAAUUGAUUUAACCAUUGUUUGCCAUUGUUUCGGUUAAUUGCAUUUUACAUUUUAUUAAUAAUAUACAUUUUUGUUAUGAUGAACGGAUGAUAUAUGCUUGAACUUUUAGGUGUGUAUGAAAAAGACAAUCAUUCUGUUCUUCUUUGACAAAUGGUAAAUAAUUAAAAACCUGAACACUU